GUAACAUACACUGCCCAAUUAUUUAAAGUAAUAUACCCAGCCAAAACUAUGUUGUGCGUAUUCGAAAGCUGCUCAACUAAUAAGCAAAGUCGUAGGAAAAAUAUUAAAAAAGGAGUGCAGUUUAUACCUUUCCCUACCACGGACUUCAGCGACGAAGGGCUACGACGGCUUGCAAAAAAACGACUUCAUUGGUGGUGCCGGAUCGUCGGGGUGGAUUAUACUGAUACGUUAUUGAACCAACUGCAUGUUUGCUCGCUACAUUUUGUUAAAGGCACUGCUGCACAACUUUGGGAUACCUUCAGUCCUGACUGGAUUCCAACGUUGUCUAUCCCGGUGGGAACAGUGAAUCGAUUGCAUCCCUUACCGGGGGAAAGUUGUGACGAUUUCAUCAAAAGUGAACAACAUUCCGAAGAAACAAUAGCAAACCCACUACUGGACGAAGCUCCCGAUCCGGUAGCACUACGCACCGAACUGAUCGACGAACUCAUUGCGUAUCCGAUCGGUCGUACUUACCAUCUGCUAAAUGAUGAAAGUGAAAGUUCUCCAGCGACCCCGUAUGAUGUUAAAAAUCUCGCCAAUACGUUAAAAGGAUGCCUUACACGAUCCUCGAACAUAGGGAAGAUGGUGUUUACAACUAACGCACCCCAUGUCCCGGAGCGAAUGUUCUCCGGUAAUAGUAGCAUAACAUCAGUAGAUUUAACGACCGAGCCCCGGUGGGAAACUGAGAGAAAUAUUAUGAAACUGCAAAACAGUGUUCUAGGCUUAAUCACAAUGUUUGAUGAAAAUGAAUGACCUUAGACAUCGUAUCUAUUGAAAUGGAUUUAUUUAUUCGCUACGAAA
This is a messenger RNA of Anopheles coustani, 840 nucleotides long. RefSeq lists its product as uncharacterized. The record is from RefSeq and is a predicted model, not a curated record. Bases 49 to 792 code for a protein of 247 amino acids. The transcript has 2 exons. NCBI's taxonomy places the organism in Eukaryota, Metazoa, Arthropoda, Insecta, Diptera, Culicidae.